AAGGUAGCCGAACACGAAACCAAUUUCGUGCUGAACCGUAACUCGGAGGGGUUUAAAAGAUGGUGGACUAAUCAUUUGCAAAUCACUCGUUGUCGACGCUAAAGUCUCCACAGUUCCCUUCAGAAUGCGUGCCACUUUUCUAACUCUUGGGCUAUUUUGCCUGCUUGGUUUUGCUUAUUCCAAUGCACUUCCUACUUUCGACAGUACAGGCAAUACCGAGCUUGACGUGCAAAGCUUGAGGGCCGACGACGAUGACAUGGACCAAAUUGUUGGUGGUACUGCAGCUGCUGCAGGAGAAUUCCCCUUCCAGGCUGCUUUGAUCCUUGGUGGUAGUCUGUGCGGUGGUACCUUGAUUUCCCCCUCUAUCAUCUUGACGGCAGCCCAUUGUUUAGCCGGCAAGACUCAAACUUCGGUGUCUACAUUCACCGUGAGGGUUAAUACCUUGGCACUAAGCGGUUCAACAGUCGGUGCCGUUAGCCGUGGAGUCACAAAAUUUAUCGUCCAUCCUAGUUAUGUUCCGAGCACCAACGACAACGAUAUCGCUUUGCUGAAACUAUCAUCAUCGAUCACAAAUGUCAAGCUGGCCACUCUUCCAACAGUUUCAACUUGCGCUCCGGCCAGCACGUAUGCCAACCAAGCCGCUGUUAUUGCCGGUUGGGGAACCACUUCAUCAGGAGGAAGCAUCUCGCAGACGUUGCUUAAGGCUACCGUUAAUAUCUUGGAAAAUUCCGCCUGCAAGCUGCAAUACAGCACUCUUACAGACAACAUGAUCUGCGCUGCCGCUCCAGGCAAAGACACCUGCCAGGGUGACAGUGGUGGCCCAAUGAUGGUCGGAGGCGUUCAAGUUGGUAUCACUUCCUUUGGCAUAGGUUGCGCCAAUCCUAAUUAUGCUGGUGUCUACACCCGAGUUACCAAAUACCUUAGCUGGAUUUCUACCACUUCUGCAUCGAUGUAAAAGUUUCCAAGAGGCCGUCAAAUGAAAUUGCAGCGAAGCUGAUUCCAUCUAAUACCCAUCUUAAUCCAAUAAUAUUGAGUAGUCCUGUUUAGAGUAGAAUUUGACAUGAAUAUUGGCAUUGGGGGUACAAGGUAUAAUAAACAUUUUUAUUGAGCAAA
Molecule: messenger RNA, 1113 nt
Organism: Daphnia carinata
Lineage: Eukaryota; Metazoa; Arthropoda; Branchiopoda; Diplostraca; Daphniidae
Product: trypsin alpha-3-like
Exons: 8
Coding region: 125-955 (276 amino acids)
Biological process (GO): proteolysis
Molecular function (GO): serine-type endopeptidase activity
Source: RefSeq, a predicted model, not a curated record